Corticium candelabrum is the source of this 1042-nucleotide messenger RNA. RefSeq names its product protein psiD-like. The record is from RefSeq and is a predicted model, not a curated record. The transcript is spliced from 2 exons. The coding region runs from base 1 to 864 and encodes 287 amino acids. NCBI's taxonomy places the organism in Eukaryota, Metazoa, Porifera, Homoscleromorpha, Homosclerophorida, Plakinidae.
AUGUGUCACACCCAGUCGUGCGCAUUCUUUCUUCGCCUCGCAAGCAUUCAACCGUCUAGUGCGGCUUCUCUUUUCUUCCAACUUACCAGUCUAGCGAUUCUGUGGCUACAACCAAGAUCAAUGCCACUGCCGCUGUUUGGUCUUGUUCUCGUGUGUCUCGCAGGUGCGGGCAAUGGUCUUCGUUGCCACCUCGACCCGACCGUAAACGGGGAAAACGCAACAGAAUGCGACAACGGGUACUGCUUUACAGGAAUUCACGGGCGCGGCUGUCUUGAUAAUUGCUCCACAAACGAUACCAUUACAGUCUGCUGCGAUUUUGAUUACUGCAAUAAUGGAACGGAUGCGACACCAUCAGGCGUUCCUAUUCAAUGUUACUCUUGCUCGACUGACAGCAAAGAUCGGUGUGAUGAGCAGCAAACCCUAGUACCGUGUGAAGUAGGAAAACUGUGUCGCACUGUAGUGCACACGCUAUCAUCAAUUUUUGGAGGAGGAGUCAGUUCGGUUCAAAAAAACUGCUUUUCCAGAGAAACGUGCAAGGAAUUAGAUGAAUGCAAUACAGAUAUGGGUGGAAACUGCAUUAGAUGUUGUGAUUGUGACCGUUGUAAUGAAGGAGAUAUUGACACUCGACCUAGGUGCCCAGAACCUAGUACUCAACCAAAUACCCCGACUCCAAGAGUUACUCCCAGUAUUACAAGUACAAGUGCAAAGACUACAGUCGCUCCAAAUGUUACAAGUGCAAGUACAAUUACAAGUACAAUUACAAGUACAAAUACAAGUACAAACAUUACAAGUGGUGCUGCAAGUAUUCUUAGUCCACUAUCAGAAAUCCUGUUUGUUGUUGCUGUCACAUGUACAGUCAUGUGAAACUAGCCAUCCUACUGAACAGCAACUGGAAGUGAAUCAGUAUGCUUUCCAAAUAUUCGUGUGACACUGUAUUAGUUAGACUAUAAACACAGCACCACUAGUAGGGUUGCUGAUAUGAUUCUCAUUUGACUAGUGUUUUGUUCUGGUUUGUUGACUUACAAUAGAUUACACAUGGAAU